GCCGCAUUAACACCGUAACAUCUUCUAGGUAGCAUCUUAGUGAAUGAACCCUUUUUGAGCUUCAUCACUCACCAAAACAUUAUCGUUGCCAAUGAAUAAAAAUACCAAUCGUCGAUCUCGCGCCACCUUAUAUCUAUGGAUGAGCUUAUGGCCUUGAGCGCAUUGCAAUAAACCCAAUUAUAUUGUCUUACAUCAGUUCCCGCUUGUGACAACCCAAUUUGAACCCGUCAAGAUGGAGGCCGCCUCCGCUCGAGCGGCGGCCAGAGAUCGUUGGAGCGAGAUGGGCUUUCCAAGACCAUCUCAGCUUCAACGAUUCAUAGCGAGCGCCUGCAGUCCCGAGAACUAUGAACCGAACCUCGCGCUAAACCUCGAAAUCUCGGAUCUGAUCAACAGCAAGAAAGGCAGCGCUCCACGCGAGGCAGCAGUCGCCAUAGUCAACUAUAUCAACUCGCGCAACCCAAACGUCAGCCUCCUAGCCAUCAGCCUUCUUGACAUAUGCGUCAAAAACUGCGGAUACCCCUUUCAUCUCCAGAUCAGUACUAAGGAAUUCUUAAACGAGCUUGUGAGAAGGUUUCCCGAGAGGCCUCCUAUCCGUUAUACCAAAGUCCAAUCUAAGAUCUUGGAAGCUAUUGAAGAAUGGAGGAGCACGAUAUGCGAAACCAGCCGGUACAAGGAAGACUUGGGCUUCAUUCGGGAUAUGCACCGUUUGUUGAGUUACAAGGGUUACCAUUUUCCCGAGGUCCGGAGGGAUGACGCUGCCGUUUUGAAUCCGAGUGACAAUCUUAAAUCGGCUGAGGAAAUGGAGGAGGAAGAGCGGGAAGCACAGUCCGCCAAGCUACAAGAACUAAUACGUAGAGGUGCCCCAGAAGACUUACAAGAAGCAAACCGACUUAUGAAGAUUAUGGCCGGCUACGACACAAGAUCUAAGACGGACUAUCGCGCGAAGGCAGCUGAGGAAGUCGGCAAGAUCCAAGCCAAGGCGCGCCUGCUGGAGGAGAGGUUAGCGGCGUUUAAGCCGGGCGAUUCCAUGAAGGAUGGCGAUGUCUUCGAAGAAUUGGCCUCGUCGCUACAAAGCGCGCAGCCCAAGAUCCAGAAGAUGUGCGAAGAAGAGUCCGACGACCACGAAGCCGUAGCCAAGUUAUUCGAGAUUAACGAUAGUAUACAUAGGACAGUCGAGCGGUGGAAGCUCCUCAAGAAGGGCGAUAUAGAAGGCGCCAACAAGAUAGCCGCGGGCGCGCCCGUCGCCACAUCAUCCGCGGCAGCUGGAAAGUCGACAUCGGCCGCAGGCGAGCUGUCGUUAAUCGACUUUGAUGGAGAUGCAGCAGCGAACGGUUCUGGUAACAAUGCUGCCGGGUCGAGUUCGCAAGUUGGCGGUCUUGAGAACGAUCUUCUUGGUCUCUCCCUAGGGGGUAGCAGUGACAGUUUCGGCCAAGGUGGCGGAAUAUCACUUGGCUUCGGGGCGAAUCAGAAUGUUCCGGGGCCUGCCUUGCUGUCAUCAGUAACCCAAAAUAGCAGCGCAAGAGCGCCAUCUCCUACCCCUCCACCGUUUUCUCCCUUUUCAGGAUUCGCAUCGAACCCCGCAGGAUCCCAGUCGAACACUCCGCAACUAAAUCUUUCCCAACAAUCUUCUUUCUCCAGGCCACCCCAGAAGGCGCCCACCGCCAGCGAUCCUUUCGCGGCUCUCGCUUCUCCCCAAUUCUCAUCUAAGCCAGCUACUCCCAAACCUGCAGCGCCUCCUGCGACAGCUGAUGAUGACGAAUGGUCAUUUUCUUCCGCGUUACCACCCGAACCUUCUCUUCCCAAAGAACUCCGAGUAAACGUUAAGGACGGCCCCUUGCAAAUAUACCUCAACGCAGCGAGGUCACGGACGCCAAACGCCCUUUCGUUAGUCUUCCUCUUCUCCAAUACUACCGCCGCGCCUAUAAGUAAUCUUCACUUCCAACUGGCCGUAACAAAGGGCUUCGAGCUCCAACUCCAGCCGCAGACGGGCCGCGCCUUGCAGCCUAGGCAGACGGAUGGCGUGUCACAGUCUGUCGAGGUGUUCCACGCGGGAGACCGGACUAAGAAGGUAGACAGCAUCAAGCUCAGGUGGCGCGUUUCUUACACCCUGGGCGCUGAGAAUAAGGCCGAGAUGGGCGAGAUACCCGAGUUUAGCAUUGCGUGAGCUGGUGGCUAUGAUUUGACAACGAUGAGGAUAGAUUAGGUAGGUGGUGAUAUAGGGGCAAGGAGGAGUGUGUGUAGGAAGAAGUGCAAAUGCAAGUCGGAGUGGAAUGGAAAUAAAUGCGGGGGUAAUAGUAGAUUCGAAUGAUCAAUUCCGCGUUGACGCCCCUUCUACAUAUGAUUCUACAUUUUCCCCCCUACAUGCUUGCUUAACUAGGUGAAUCGUAAGGCGCGUGGAGCGUCGAUCCGAGGCAUUGGCUUUUAGAGACCUUACUGUUUUGCUGGUUUUAUCUCUACACCAUCGCCAUCCUAGUUAUAUAGAAGAAGAGUAUUGAUGUCCGCCUAAGCAUAUUCUCUCUUCGUAUCUAUCUACC
Messenger RNA from Daldinia vernicosa, 2534 nucleotides. Its product is annotated as VHS-domain-containing protein. The record is from RefSeq and is a predicted model, not a curated record. Gene Ontology annotation, molecular function: phosphatidylinositol binding; ubiquitin binding. Lineage: Eukaryota; Fungi; Ascomycota; Sordariomycetes; Xylariales; Hypoxylaceae. The transcript has 4 exons. The coding region runs from base 233 to 2164 and encodes 643 amino acids. Gene Ontology annotation, biological process: Golgi to endosome transport; Golgi to vacuole transport; protein transport to vacuole involved in ubiquitin-dependent protein catabolic process via the multivesicular body sorting pathway. Gene Ontology annotation, cellular component: trans-Golgi network.